GAAGAAGAACAUCAGGAAGAAAUGAGAGCUAUUCAGGAGGAGGAAAGAGCCUCGGCUGAUCCUGAGGAACUGAGCAGACUUCAGGCAGAAUCUGACAGGUGGCAGACCCUCUACGAAGAGCUGCAAGCCAAAGUGGAGCCGUUCCAGGACCAGCUGGACGCCUUCGAGGCGGAGAAGAACGCCCUCUUGAGCCAGACGACGGUAGCGCAGGGAGAGAUGAAGCGGCUGGCUGACCAGUACGCCAACCUGCUGGGUCAUCAGAACCAGAAACAGAAGAUCCGCCACGUUCAGAAACUCCAGCAGGAGAAUGUCAAACUGAAACAGGAAGUGACCAAGUUGCGUGAGGAGUCGACCAAACACAAGCGGCAGACCCAGAAACUGCAGGACAAGCUGAACAGACAGCAGGGCGUGCGCAGGUUCGACCCUUCUAAAGCCUUCAAACACAAGGAGAAUGCAGACCCUGCAGCAGAUAACUCGAUGAUGUCCACGAUGUAGUCAUUCUGUAGUCAGAAGAAGGGAAACAAGACAGAUGUGACCAAAUAGUGUCCUGAUGAUUCUUUGUUUAUAUGUUAGCAUUGCUACCUUCUUCACCAAUACCUAUACAUGAUCUCAUUAUGUAAUACAUUGUGUCUGUCUGUCUGCAUGUGUGUGUGUGUCUGUCUGUCUGCAUGUGUUUGUGUGUGUGUGUGUGUGUGUGUGUGUAUGUUUAUAUGGGAAAGAACAAUCAAUUUCACUAAUGUCAUUUUGUAUAUUCCAAAGACUGGCAUCAUUUGAUGUUUUUCAAAAGCCAAUGAACUUGUUAACGUCAUGUUAAACUGUGUUGUGAGCAAGAUUGUAUGCUGUUGUUUGAAAGUAACAUUGUGAAAUAAAUUUAGUUGACAAUAUGUUUAGGUAGACUAUCAUGAAAUAAAGUUUAGAUUUGUUUUUAGAGGAAGGUGAUUCCAUUUUGAUAGUAGUUAUGUACAUUCAGUUAUUAACAGUUGUGUAAGAAUAGAUUAAGCAAAGCUUUCUCCUUUUUUCAUAAUACUAUAAGCAUCCUAUCUAUACACAGAUAUACCUAUACAAACCCAGGCAAACAUUGCAUUUUGCAAUGCCAUACAUUAGAGGUAAAUGUCAAACCAAUAGAACUUGCC
This is a messenger RNA of Branchiostoma floridae (Florida lancelet), 1133 nucleotides long. Its product is annotated as hyaluronan-mediated motility receptor-like. The transcript is spliced from 5 exons. Gene Ontology annotation, molecular function: hyaluronic acid binding. The coding region runs from base 22 to 495 and encodes 157 amino acids. NCBI's taxonomy places the organism in Eukaryota, Metazoa, Chordata, Leptocardii, Amphioxiformes, Branchiostomatidae. Gene Ontology annotation, cellular component: membrane. The record is from RefSeq and is a predicted model, not a curated record.